AUGCAGUAUAUUAAGUCACAACAAGGAAAACUUUUAAUACAGUUAAAUAGUUACUUAUAUCGGAAAGAAAAAAUACAUAAAGAUGUCGAAUAUUGGCGAUGUAUAGACAAACUUUGUACAGGGCGUUUGAAUUUAAAAUACGAAGAAAUUAUUAAAGGCCCUUCCGAUCAUAAUCAUGUUGCCGAUAUAAUUAAAAAUCAAGCAAAAGUAGUAGUCGAAAAUAUUAAAAACCGUGCCGUUGAAACUCAAGAUAAUCCUGCAGUUAUAAUAAGUGAGUCGUCAUCUUCUGUAGUUCCAAUUGUUUUUUGUGCACUUCCACAGAUCGCAUACUUGAAACGUACAAUUCAAAGAACGAGACAAAGAAAUUGCUUAGCUCCACCUAAUCCUCAAAUUCUUGAUGAUUUACACCAAUUGCCUAUUGAAUAUAAAUUGACUACUCAUGGUAAACAAUUUGUUUUAUAUGACAGUGUCGAUGACUAUGGUUUGUCCAACCAACGAAUUAUAAUUUUUUGUACAUCUGAUAGUUUGGAUCUGAUGUCGAAAUCCGAUCACUGGUUUUCUGAUGGUACUUUCAAAUCAGCUCCACCUAUUUUUAAUCAAAUCUAUACAAUACACGUAUUAAAACAUGAUAGAUGUAUACCAACCUUAUAUGCACUAUUACCCGAUAAAAAAUCAUCUACUUAUGUGCGUUUACUAAAAAAAUUAAAAGAAAUAAAAAAUAGUUUAAACCCAAAAUCUAUUUUAACUGAUUUUGAAAACGCCUCUAUUAAUGCUUUUAAAGAAGUAUUUCCACAAAUCGAAAACCGUGGUUGCUUUUUUCAUCUCAGUCAGUGUAUUUGGCGAAAACUGCAGACUAUAACUUCAAUGCAGGAAAAAUACAUCAAUGACCCAAAUUUUUCUAUUCAGAUUCGCUUACUACCAGCACUUGCGUUUGUUCCAAUAAAUGACGUAGAAAAAGCAUUUGAGGAACUUUUAGAUACUGAAUACUACAAGGAACAUGAGGAUUUUCUUCAACCAAUAGUGGACUAUUUUGAAGAUACAUGGAUAGGCAGACCAACUCGAAGACAGGGAAGAAGAAAUUCAAUAUUUUCAAUUCAGAUGUGGAAUUGUUAUGAAGCGACAAAACAUGGGUUACCAAAAACAAAUAACUCUAUUGAAGGCUGGAAUAGAGGCUUCAAUUGUCUAUUAGGGUCGUGUAAUCCAACAAUUUGGAAGUUCAUAAAAGCCCUUCAAAAUCAACAGACUUUAGUAGAUAUGCAGUUACAUCAAAUUAAUAGUGGCAUACGUUCGUCCAAUAAAAAAAAAAAAUAUAAUGAUUCUGCCGAAAAAUUAAAAAAUAUUGUUGACGAUUAUUAUAAUAUUCCGACAAUUCAAUAUUUAAAAGGUAUCGCGUAUAAUUUUUCAUUGCAAGUAUAA
Macrosiphum euphorbiae (potato aphid) is the source of this 1416-nucleotide messenger RNA. The record is from the annotation of a GenBank genome assembly. NCBI's taxonomy places the organism in Eukaryota, Metazoa, Arthropoda, Insecta, Hemiptera, Aphididae.